Messenger RNA from Drechmeria coniospora, 579 nucleotides. RefSeq lists its product as uncharacterized. The record is from RefSeq and is a predicted model, not a curated record. The coding region runs from base 1 to 579 and encodes 192 amino acids. NCBI's taxonomy places the organism in Eukaryota, Fungi, Ascomycota, Sordariomycetes, Hypocreales, Ophiocordycipitaceae. The transcript has 2 exons.
AUGACGCCAUGCUCCGUCGCCGAAUCUUUGUCGGGCUCUCGCGCCGACGACAGGGACGUCAGGCACUUCCAGUGGCAACCAGAGGAGUUGCACCCAAUGGCAAUCGCAUCACCCCUUGUCGACAAUCACCCACGAGCAAGUGAGACGAAGAUGACGCAUGAAAGCGAAGGCCUGGUCAAGAGCCCUACCGGCGUCGACGUUGUCCUCUCGACUAGAGGAGACGGACGUGCCGGCCGAGCAGGGCCCGUCGUCGAGCAAUUGUCCACGCCGGCCCGAGAUCAGGGAUUGGCCAACGUCAUGGAGAGCGAUGGCAACGGGCAGCCGUUCGUCACAGCUACCAUUCGGACAGUCGGCCGUGCUUCUCGACGACCACCCCGAGACCAGGGAUUGGCCGACGCCAUGGAGAGCGAUGGCAACGGGCAGCCGUCGGGACAGUCGGCCGUCUUUGUCGGCGGCCACCCCGAGGCCAGAGGGAUUGGCAGACGCCAUGGAGAGCGAUGGCAACGGGCAGCCGUCGGGACAGUCGGCCGUCUUUGUCGGCGGCCACCCCGAGGCCAGAGGGAUUGGCAGACGCCAUGA